Molecule: messenger RNA, 1284 nt
Organism: Daucus carota subsp. sativus
Lineage: Eukaryota; Viridiplantae; Streptophyta; Magnoliopsida; Apiales; Apiaceae
Product: protein ACCELERATED CELL DEATH 6-like
Exons: 2
Coding region: 166-1284 (372 amino acids)
Cellular component (GO): plasma membrane
Source: RefSeq, a predicted model, not a curated record
GACUCUGUAGUACAUCUCCUGGGAAAGGCCAAAAAACUUGUAACUUUUACUGAAGAUAAUGGGUGGACACCUCUUCACUAUGCAGUAUAUUAUGAAUUUGAUUCAAUACUUGAUGCCAUAAUAAAAGCACAAAAAGAUGUGGAACACUCAUUUGUGUACCAAAAGAUGGAGACAACGCCAUUUUAUGUAGCUGUUAAACAUGGAUAUACUUCUAUGCUGAUACGACUUAUGGAAUUAUGGCCGGCUUCAUCUUCUUCUGCGGACUCUCCAUACACAAUUGUUACUCAAGAUGGUCAAAAUAUAUUACAUUUGGCAGCUGCGGCUGAUGCUGCUGAAAAUAGGAAAGCGGUCGCUGAUUCUGCUGAUAAAAGAAAAGCUGCUGCUGAUAACAGAAAAGAGAUGGUACAAGCUAUUCUUAAAUAUUGUCCGAAACCAUACAAGGACAAUAUGUUGAAACAACCAGAUAUCAACGGUGAUACUCCUCUCCAUCUAAUUAUCUCCCAUGGUUGUUUUAUCCCCAAACUAGUAAAACAUAAAGGACUUGAUACAACGACAAAAAACAAGAAAGAUUUUACUCCUAUGGACAUGCUGUAUGUUGAAGAUACCAUUGUUGAAGAUCAGGUGCAUAUUAAAAUUGCCCUCGACGAUGUCCAGAAUGAUCGAUCAAUUUGGAAGCUUUGGGGUAAAAGAGCAGAGAAGGAAACAAGUAUUUGGAAAUGUAAUAAAACCUCCUCAAGUAAACGAAAGAAUAAAGAUGUGAAAUUUGAGAUAGAGAAAAGAGACAUAGAGCAGAAAAUGCAUAAACAGAGGAGAGAAGAUCUAGAAAGAUAUAAAACAAGGACCAACACCCAGAUAUUAGUUAUUGCCCUUAUAACGACAGUAACUUUUACGGUAGGAUUCACGAUGCCGGGUGGUCUCCAUCAAAGUGGAGAGGUUGGAGAAGGUUUGGUGGUUUUGUCUAAAAAGAGAGCUUUUAACAUCUUCAUGAUGUCGGAUGCAUUAGCUCUGCUAAUGUCAACAUCUUCAUUGUUUUUAUACUUCCUUGAAUCAAUGAAUGAUGAUCCACACGAAGUUUCACUACUCAAUGCCUCAUCCACGGUGCUCAACAUUCUUUCUAUUAUGGGGAUGAUGUUGACAUUCAUUGCAGGAACAUAUGUGGUCUUAUCCGACUCACGGGCUCUAGCCAUUGCUGUGUGCACUACUGGUUCCCUCUUCUUUUUACUUAUUCUUCUGUGCAGUGGCGGAACCAGGAUUAAUUUCGACCCCGGACUAAACUAUUAUUAA